Molecule: messenger RNA, 4148 nt
Organism: Arvicola amphibius (Eurasian water vole)
Lineage: Eukaryota; Metazoa; Chordata; Mammalia; Rodentia; Cricetidae
Gene: Tomm40l
Product: translocase of outer mitochondrial membrane 40 like
Exons: 10
Coding region: 1526-2452 (308 amino acids)
Biological process (GO): protein import into mitochondrial matrix
Cellular component (GO): mitochondrial outer membrane; mitochondrial outer membrane translocase complex
Molecular function (GO): transmembrane protein transporter activity
Source: RefSeq, a predicted model, not a curated record
GAGAGAGAGAGGAAGAAAAGGAAAAAGGAAUUGAAAUAGGAAGUGGCAGGGAAUGGGGCUUAGGGGAAUACAAGUCAGAACAGAUACCGCUGACUCUGUCCCUUUUUGAGUUAAUGUGUAAUGAGAAUGUGGACUAACACUCCUGGGUCCCCAUCAGUGCAUAUAUACCCUACCCCCAAAAGAACAAAUUCAGAAAAAUAGCCUCUGCCCUCCUUCCUGCUCCCAGCUGCAACAGUUAAGAGGUUUCAGUCCAGAUAAAGGUCGAAGAUGCCUGGUUAUUUAAUCACCUUAUCAGUUAGGUCCUGGCCCUUUGACCAAGCUCUAAUUAGUGUCGUCGGGGGGAGACUACGAGGCACAUUCCCUAGGCCCAGAGCUCUCCAGUGGAAUUAGCUAAGUAGAUAUGGAAACAUUGCUAUCUUUCACCCUUUGGCCCCCCAAAUUUACCCUGUGUGCACCAGAACACUACUGAGAGGCAGGGUGCGAACAAUGACCAAGAAAUCUCUCCCAUUUCCAGCUGUCCUCUUGUGAAGUAGCUCUCUUGUCACACUACCGCUUUCCCCUGGCCCUGGGGGAAGAGUGUAAGGACAGGCUGUAGUCGGAUUCCUGGAUUUUAUUAGUCCUGUCUGCAAGGAAGGAGUAACUGGAGAGGGCAGCUUCAGAAAUUAGUUCUGCCCACAACCCGCUCCCCUCCCUCAAACUCACAGCCUUUCCUAUUCUAACAAGAAGGCCUGGCUUGUAGAAUGCCAGAGGCGGGAGAUAGUGGUGAUAGGGUUCUAUUUUCUAGGGGAGAGCUGUGUUUGUGAGCAGUAGCCCUCUGGAGGUGUGCGGGGGAGGGCUGUGGGGAUCCCCCAGAGGAUUUUAGGUGGGUAGAGAGGAAUGGGAACUGGUGUCUUCACAAUCCCUCCCUGAGCGUCUCUUCAUAGGACACGUCUCCAAACUCAAACUGUAGUUUCAUUUUUCUCAGGUCCGGUUUAAGGAGCUCCAGCGAUGCUGGGCAAAAUGCUCCCUCUAGCGCCUUAAACGCACACAAAUUUUUCUCGACCUUGAAGAGGCUGGGCGAUCUUUGUUACGCGGCCUUCGACUCAAGUCUAAAGUACCACCCACAAACUCCCACUCGCCCCUGCAACAGCGGACUGAAGCUCUGGGGCCGUCAGGGCUGCCUCUCUUCUGCUUCCUCCUCUCCCAUUGGUCACUGGAAAUUUAAGCACCUUUUUUCAUCAUUGGGUGGGUUGGGUCUUUGAGCUUCCUUUGCCCAUUUCCAAGAUGGCGCUUAUGGCCAUGCUUAGAAUGCAGGUUGAAGCUAUAGUUCUGCCAUUAUUUAAGAUGGCUGCCCCCAUCAAGAUGACCGGGGUGUGCCUAGGGGAAAGAGGCAGCGGGAUGCUUUGAGAUGGUCUAGCAUUGAACCCUAUGGAAGUUUCUGAAACUGGGGAGCCUGAUGAUGGGGGGUGGAGCUCGUGGGGGAUAGAGGGAGCAAUAGAUUGUUUCCCCAGGCUAACCCCGACCCCUCCCUGUCCUCUGGACUAAAAUGGGUAACACCCUGGGCCUGGCACCGCUGGGGACUCUACCCCGCCGGACCCCCCGUCGAGAGGAACCGCUGCCCAACCCCGGGAGCUUCGAUGGGCUGCACCGGUUGUGCAAAGAUGUAUUUCCAGCACAGAUGGAGGGCGUGAAGCUGGUUGUCAACAAGGUUCUGAGCAGCCAUUUCCAGGUGGCUCAUACUGUGCACAUGAGUGCCCUGGGCUUGCCAGGAUAUCAUCUCCAUGCCGCCUACGCAGGGGACUGGCAGCUUAGCCCCACUGAGGUGUUCCCCACCGUGGUGGGGGAUAUGGACAGCAGUGGUAGUCUCAACGCCCAGGUCUUGCUUCUGUUGGCAGAGCGGCUGCGAGCUAAGGCUGUCUUCCAGACACAGCAGGCCAAGUUCCUGACAUGGCAGUUUGAUGGCGAGUAUCGGGGAGAUGACUACACAGCCACUCUGACCCUGGGGAAUCCUGACCUGAUUGGGGAGUCAGUGAUCAUGGUCGCUCACUUCCUGCAGAGCAUCACCCAACGGCUGGUGCUAGGAGGAGAGCUCGUUUAUCACCGGCGACCGGGCGAAGAGGGGGCCAUCUUGACUCUGGCUGGGAAGUACUCAGCUGUACACUGGGUAGCUACGUUGAAUGUUGGGUCAGGUGGGGCCCAUGCAAGUUAUUACCACAGGGCAAAUGAGCAGGUUCAGGUUGGAGUGGAGUUUGAGGCAAAUACAAGGCUACAAGAUACAACCUUCUCCUUUGGUUACCACCUGACUCUGCCCCAGGCCAAUAUGGUGUUUAGAGGCCUGGUGGACAGUAACUGGUGUGUUGGUGCUGUGCUGGAGAAGAAGAUGCCCCCCCUGCCCGUCACUCUCGCCCUGGGAGCCUUCCUCAAUCACUGGCGCAACAGAUUCCAUUGUGGCUUCAGCAUCACCGUGGGCUGAAGUGGUUUUGGAGGGAUCUCCACACAGCAGCUGGAACCUCUGAGUCAGAUGCCCUAGGGCCAGAGACUAACUAGGUCCCUCUCCAGAGCCUACCUUGCUGAUGACUUCUAGGUCCCAUGGGCAGAGUGGGGGGCAGGACCAUGUCCUCCUCAGAACUGAAGCUGCCACACGAUCACUUCCCCAUGAGGCAGUGGUUUGAGGUUCCCAAUUCUGCCAUCAGCCCUACUAUAAUUUUCCAUAUCUCUAUGGCUCUGGACUGAAGGAGAAGGAUUAAGGGAUGUAUCUGGCUUCCCUCACCCUACUUUCUUCUUUAUUAUUUUUAUUUGAUUAAGGUAUUAGCUCCUUCUUCAGAGCAGAAAGAUCUGCAUGGGAUUCACUUCCUAUACCAUUUCUCCCAUUUUCCAUCCCUCAGCCUCCCAAGGUUGGGAAAAUAGGGUUAAAGAGCUAAAUCUUUGGCCAUAGAAAGACCAAAGAAUGGGCCCACCCAUUCCCUGAAGGACCGUCACCUCCUAGCCCUGAGACUUCCUCCUUUCCCAUCUUCUGUGUUUCCAGAGAGCCACUUUGGUCCUGUGGUCACCCCAACUCCCCACUCUCUGCCCCCUGCCCUGUCCACACCCCAUGGAUGACCGCACGGAGAGACAGUUGCUGUUCAGUGUUUCAUUGGGGCCAAUGAGCUCCUUUUAGCUGGUCCCCAUCUUGGGCACCAGUAAUUUCCCCUAGCCAGUCCAAUGUAUCCCAGGGGGUCUGGGGAAGGAGGCCAGCCUGGGCCUCAGCUGAAGAUUUCCCCAAGCAGUGGCAUCAUAGCAGACAGUCCCUGGAUGCGCUGUAUUUCAUACGAGUAUGCAUUGUUUAUGCUCCGGAGCUCAGCCAGCAGGCCCAUCAGCUUUGCAUACAGAAACCUUCGGAAGGAGUAGUAGGGUUACCAGGGAAAGAAGAGGGAAAUGAAGCAGCUGGGAGUCUUGUCCUGAGGCCCCAGUCCCCUAAACUGCCCCUCCAGGAGGGAAGUCUGAACAUUAGAAAAUCCUGCUGUGGAUGGCACAUACUACAUUUUGAAAAUGUUCAGAAGUCCCCAAGAGGGCCUCUUGUCAGCACUGUCUUCCUUCUUUGUGCCUAGUUUUUCCUGAACCCAGGGCUUAGAGGUCAAAUGUAAAGAACUAGACUUGGCCAACACUUCAACUGUAUAGAACCUGAAGGUGGAACCUUUUAGAUGGAGUUCUAGAAGGCGGGUGUGUUGUUCUAUGGCAUAAAACAUCCCCCUCUUAGCAAACUGAUUUAUCAAGGAAUGAACAGAACAAAAGUGGCAUUAACUUCGGAGCCUGGACUCUCGAACCAGGGACAGGCUUUGUCCCUGAAACUGUGAAUGACCAUGGCUUCAAGUGGAACUGAAAAGUUCAAGGAAUUGACCCAAGGGAAAGGAGAGGGCCAAGAAGAAGAAUGAAGUUGGAGAGGUGAGGUGAUGGCUCACCAGUCUCAGGAAUGCUAUCAAACACAGGCUAUGAGCUACUACUUUGCAUCUCUACUGAAAAAAAAAAAAAAAAAAAAAAAACCUUGGAAAAGUGAGAAGGAACAGCAGUGUGCGCAGUUUGGGUACUGGAACUAUGUGUGAUAGGGGUGGCCCAAGGGAAGAUCUAGAUUCCCGAAGGAAACAACAGUAAAUGCAUUCAUUCUGAUCCCAAUGUUUCUCCAAUCUCUUCCU